CGGGAAGAAAAAAACAAAAUCCUUAAACCGGUUUAGAUAAACCUUAUACUAUAUAAUAUACACAAAGACUUCUGGGUUUAUGUCAAACUAGUAAAGCGCGGUCCAAGACCCAAAAUUUUGAGUCGGUGACAGUGUGAUUGUGGUGACCAGUGAGUAGUUACUUGACAACUCUUUCUAGUUUCUCAUUCUCAACCAAACAACACAAAUCAACAAAGAAAGCAAACUCAGUUUUUAACCAACCCAACCAAUUUGCUUUGAACCACUCAACCACGGUUUUCUCGGGCCCGGUGGCUUUGACUGAAAACACCCCAAAAACCAAAGCUUAAUCUUGAAAAUAACCCCACCAAACUCAAACCCCCUGUUGUAACGGCUGCUCCUCCUCUGCUCUGCUAGUCUGCUCCGCUCUACUUUCCAUACCCACCUCUUUCUCUCUGUCUACACCGCCACCGCCACCGCCACCACGCCGCUAACCGAGAUAAAGAAAUUGUUAUUAAGUCAUAAAAAUAUUGUCUUUCUCUUCAAAACUGAGAUUUUUUUGUCAUGGCUGAUAGUGAUGGAGACCGUUUAGGUUCCAGUACUAGUAGUUUUUCUCAACUACUGUUUUCUGAUGAAGAUAAUGAUGUUGGUCUUGAUAUAGGCCAUGGCUCUCAUUUGUUUUCUUCUUCUUCUUCUUUGAAGCCGCCUAAAAUGCUGUGUUUUGGAGAUUAUUAUGAUUGUCAUCAAAAUAAAGAAAAAGGUGGUGUUAAUAACAACAGUAAUGUUAUUACUACUCCUCAGAAAUCUGGAGUCACAUGCAGCGACUCUUCUUCUGCUUCUUCUGCCACCGCUACCACCCCCACCCCCACCCCCACCCCCACCCCCGUAACCCCCACCACCACGACUGCCAGCAAGAGCAACAAAAAUGUCAGUAGUUGCGUCUCCAAAUCAAAUAGAAGAAGAAAUGGGUCAGGACAAGAACAAGUACAGUGCACUACUACCAUAACCAAAACUGGUUUAACUAGUCAAAGAAGCAGUAAAAAGGCCAAAACGGAGAAUCCCAUUUCCACUAGCCAUCCAAAGGUGAGGAGAGAGAAGCUCGGGGAGCGAAUCACUGCCUUGCAACAGCUUGUAUCGCCCUUUGGCAAGACGGAUACGGCUUCGGUUCUACAUGAAGCGAUGGGAUACAUCAGGUUCCUGCAAGACCAGGUUCAGGUGCUGUGCUCUCCUUACCUGCAACACUUACCUGAGGGCGAAGAAAAUGGAGAAGGAACAUCGUCAAGAAAGGACUUGAGAAGUAGGGGAUUGUGUCUAGUCCCAAUAGAAUCAACCGUACACGUGGCAAGCAGCAACGGUGCUGAUUACUGGUCACCUGCAAUGGGCAAACAAUUAAUUUAAGCAGCAACAGCAGCCAAUCCAGCCAACGUAUGAAACUUAGAUUUUGACAGCUCAUGAUCAAAAUGGUAAAAAGACAGGGUAAAAAAGGGUUUUGAAUGGUAAUUUUGGUGUAGAUUAUUAGGUAAAAAAAAAAAAAGGGAAAGGAAAAAGGUAAUAUCUUUUUAACUUGCACUAGUAUUUUGUAGGAGUAUACAUGCGGGGUACGUGUCUUUUUGCCUAGGAUUUGGCUUUUUAGCAUGGCUUGCACUUGUACAUUUUGAACAAUUACCAAUGCCAUUUUGAGAAGAGAGCUGUGGUUUGCCUAUUUAUAGUUAUACAAUUCUUUACUUUUCAAACUGCA
This is a messenger RNA of Jatropha curcas, 1714 nucleotides long. Lineage: Eukaryota; Viridiplantae; Streptophyta; Magnoliopsida; Malpighiales; Euphorbiaceae. The record is from RefSeq and is a predicted model, not a curated record.